AUGCUUAUCGACAACAAGGCGCGUUUGUCUUCUUUUCAUCAUCGCCUAUUCACCAACCUAACGUCCCAUCAGGUUCAGAACACCACUGACCUCGACUCCGAGGCGGGCACAGACUGGGAAGAUCUCCCCGACGCAGGCCCUGCCAUGAAGGUAGAUCCGUCUUUCGAACCCCAUGCGCAACACGAAUUCGAACUCGAAGACGAGCAGAAGACCUCCAUGGAUCCUCCGUCUGUACCAUACAACCCUCUGCGAAUGCGCUCUUCCCCGAUGGUGAAGCCCGACGUCACCGCGCGCGGGUUUACCACCAAGCGCGCUCCGCAUUUGCGUCGGUCUGGCCGUGCCCGUGACGCCAUCGGCCCCCUCUGGUCCGGCUUCGUCGCGCUCUUCGCUCUCGCGUGCAUCCUCUUCGCGCUGCCGCUCGUUGCGCCGCGUGCAAUGCAAGGAAUUCUUAUCACCACCACCGACACCACCGACCCGCUCGCGAUCUAUGUUCCGGCUGCUCUGUGUUCUCUCCCGGUUGUCGAGCCCACGUGCACCCCGAGCCCCGACUACAAACCCGCGGCCGAUUCUGCGUUCGGGAGGAUGCACCUCGCGAUAGCAGAGCUCGCCGGGGCUGACAUCAAGGGUCGCAUCAGGGGGGCGAGCGCGCUACAAAACCGGGCCCUUAUCUUAGGCGCACUGGACGACUUCUUUGGCGGCACGCAUAUGUUGUCGGCGGGCCUCCAGCGGGUGGCGAAGAAGCUCGACAGUACCGCCGCCUACAUGACGGGGAGCAUCGACCACGCGCUCGACGAAAUCGCGCGCGCCGCUGCCUUCCCGCCGCCGUCGGGCUGGUCCCAGGUGCUUUCCCUCGCUGCAGCGAGCCCCAAGGCUGCCGCGCUCGCCGCCGCGCGCGCGUUCUUCCGGCCACAUGCGGACGGCCUCGCGAGUGUCCGGUCCGAGAUCGAGCGCGUCCGAAGAGGGAUCCCGCAGCUCGGCUACGCGCUGCAUCUCGUCUGCGACCUCGGCGAGCAGGACCAGGAGGAACUCAGCGGAAAGGCGUUUUGGGGACUGCGCGAGUGGGAUGCCGUCGCGCGGCUGAAGGAGCUGGACGCGUACUGCGAGCUCGGGCAGAACCGGUCGAGGGCCGCGGAGUGGAUGCUGGUGGGGCUUGAGGAGGAGGUGGAGGACCUGCGAGUGCGGGUGGAGACGGCGGACGCGUUGAGAUUCCCGACGGAGUUCCAUCUGAAGUUCCUCCGCAGGAGGAUGCGGGAGAUUUGGCCCGAACGGGAGACGGCGUCGGGGCGGGAGGAGAAGCUAAGGUGA
Messenger RNA from Epithele typhae, 1305 nucleotides. RefSeq lists its product as uncharacterized. The record is from RefSeq and is a predicted model, not a curated record. The transcript is spliced from 2 exons. NCBI's taxonomy places the organism in Eukaryota, Fungi, Basidiomycota, Agaricomycetes, Polyporales, Epitheliaceae. Bases 1 to 1305 code for a protein of 434 amino acids.